This is a messenger RNA of Cyphellophora europaea CBS 101466, 678 nucleotides long. RefSeq lists its product as uncharacterized. Bases 1 to 678 code for a protein of 225 amino acids. Lineage: Eukaryota; Fungi; Ascomycota; Eurotiomycetes; Chaetothyriales; Cyphellophoraceae. The record is from RefSeq and is a predicted model, not a curated record. The transcript has a single exon.
AUGCCUUCGUCUAUUACCUUUUCCACCGCCCACACCACCAAGGGUACCAACUCUAUCUACACCCGCCCUCAGAAGAAGCAGAAAAUGAGCAUCACUCAGACCUACUUCCUCGCUCACAGUGCUCGCGGUAAGCUCUCCAAGGAGGCUGCCCGACCUGACCACGACCUUCGCCUGUUGGUUGGACAUGCCAACAUGCUCGACUCGCUCAUGCUCGACCUCUCCCGGGCCGAAAUGGAACAGGAAAACUGGUUCCACAAGACCGUCUCCGGUGCUCACGACGAGGAGGAAGAGGAAGAGGAGACAUCACACGUGGAGACCAUCCAGGAGGAGCCCGAAACCGACGACGAAGAGGCUAUGAUCACUUCGGUCGAGGUCGAGGAUAUGGAGGAGGAUGAUGAGACCGACUCUGAAUUGGCUCUUACCCGCACACCCUCCCGACACUCCCCUCCUGCGCUCACCAUGGAAGUCGACUCGGACUCAGAUGAUGAGAGCAUGCCUCCAUCACCACCUCAGCCAACGAUCGAUGCGCUGAGCGUACAACAACGACAAGCCAUUGCCACUACCUCGUACUACGACACCAAGAACGCCUCAUUAUCACCAGUCGAGAGCGAAACCUUUGAAUCAGAAGGCUUCUAUCUCCCGUCGAGACAACAACCGACCAUAAUCGCUGCCUACUGA